AUGAAUCCAGAUCAUCCCCAAUCUAUGUCUGAUUCUGAAUAUAUUAUUCCAAAAGGGGAACGAGAAAAAAGGAAAACUAACGCUACGGAGCAUGAUGCAGUAGAAGAAGAAGGAGACGUUGGACGAGGUUUACAUACCAAGAUCCAUCCUGCUUUAUUAUCAUCCAAUUUAAAUUUCAUUAGGGAACAAUAUCAUCAUGAUAAUCCGUACCUAAGCACAUUCAACACCCAGCCGUCUACUAAGACUAGGAAGGGACAGCGGAUACAAACUUUUUUCCAACCAGGUGAAGUCUCAAAGAGGAUUCAACAUGAAAGAGAAUUACAAAGAAAAGUUCUCGAACAAGAGCGGAAGUUUAAUGAAUUAGAACGUCAAAGGCGAACUAAAGAAGAUGAGGUUACGAAAUUGAAAAUACAGAAUUGUGAGUUGCCCGAUUUAGCAUUAGGAGAGGAUAAGUAUAUUCCAAAUGUUGAUGAUAUACCUGAUUGUGAAUGGUGGGAUGUUGUUUAUUUGGAUACAACGGAUAAGACUAAGAUAUUAGAUAAAUAUUCAAUGCAAUAUCCUUCAGUGGAGGAAGAUGAGGAUUUUGUUUCAGAUGAGGAAGAUGAAGAGGAAAGACAUCCUUCCAUUCGUUAUAUUCAACAUCCUGUACCGAUUAAAAUGGAAUUAUCUAACCAAGGGGGGAGACCGAAUAAAGUUUAUUUGACUAAAAAGGAGCAGAAAAAGAUUCGUAGGAAUAAAAGGAAAUUAAUACGACAAGAGAUUGAUGAAAAGAUUAAACUUGGGUUGGAACCGAAACCGGUACCGAAAGUGAAAUUAUCGAAUAUGAUGAAUGUUUAUGAGAAUAAUCAAAAUAUCACAGAUCCUACUAGUUGGGAAGUAACAGUGAAACAACAAAUGGAAGAAAGGAAAAGGAAGCAUGAAGAAAUUAAUCAGAAAAGACAUGAAGAGGCUGUAAAGAAAAGACGUGAAGCUCAAACUAUUGUGCAGUCAACGAAUUCUGGUGUUGGUGAUACAUGUUGUAAAGUGUUUUGGUUUAAAAACCUUCGAAAUCCGAAGAUAAGAUACAAAUUGAAGAUGAAUAGUAAACAACUGUUAUUAAAUGGUCUUUGUAUCCGAAUUGGUGACGAUGGACCUGGAAUUAUAAUUGUUGUUGGUAAAGAAAAAUCAUGUAAAUUUUAUGAAAAACUAGUAUUAAAUAGGAUUAAAUGGGAUGAGAAUUUUGAAAAUAAAAUCAAUGGUACAAUUGUAGAUCAAACAGGAACAUAUUCUGAAAAAAUAUGGGAAGGUAAUCUAAAAGAAAACAAGUUUCCUAAACUAUUUAUGAAAGCUUGUGCCGAUGAAAAAGAAUUUAAAAGGAUUUUAAACCAAUUUAACGCUCAAAAUUUCAUGGAUUUACAUCAAAUUAGAACGGAAUGA
Naumovozyma dairenensis CBS 421 is the source of this 1416-nucleotide messenger RNA. RefSeq names its product U4/U6-U5 snRNP complex subunit PRP3 (gene PRP3). Lineage: Eukaryota; Fungi; Ascomycota; Saccharomycetes; Saccharomycetales; Saccharomycetaceae. The transcript has a single exon. The coding region runs from base 1 to 1416 and encodes 471 amino acids. Gene Ontology annotation, cellular component: U4/U6 x U5 tri-snRNP complex. Gene Ontology annotation, biological process: mRNA splicing, via spliceosome. The record is from RefSeq and is a predicted model, not a curated record.